Molecule: messenger RNA, 3277 nt
Organism: Bubalus bubalis (water buffalo)
Lineage: Eukaryota; Metazoa; Chordata; Mammalia; Artiodactyla; Bovidae
Gene: POU2F3
Product: POU class 2 homeobox 3
Exons: 13
Coding region: 1199-2452 (417 amino acids)
Biological process (GO): regulation of transcription by RNA polymerase II
Cellular component (GO): nucleus
Molecular function (GO): RNA polymerase II cis-regulatory region sequence-specific DNA binding; DNA-binding transcription factor activity, RNA polymerase II-specific
Source: RefSeq, a predicted model, not a curated record
UUCUCCAGCACCACAGUUUGAAAGCAGCAAUUCUUCAGCACUCAGCCUUCUUUAUGGUCCAACUCUCACGACCGUAAAUGACUACUGGAAAGACCAUAGGCCACUGGCACCUCUGUAAAUAAGCAUUCCUUUGUCAAAGGACCUCUGGGUCAGGCUGACUGUUUUCCUGUAGAGAUCCUGACGAUAAUAGCUGUCCCAGAUGGGGACCCAGAAAAAAUGGAUAGUGGAUGGGAAGAGGGCCAAAGUAACAUGGAUGGCAUAGGACUAUUUGAUCCUUGGGAGAAAGUCCAGACCUCAGGGGGGCUUCCAGUGAAGCUAGGGAGAGAAGGCAGAUCACCAGCUACCUUAGGGCCCAGAGCUUUUCUGGGGUGGCAUCUGCAUGCCUGGAGACAGUGGUCUCACUGUCUGGGUCCUGGCUCCUGCCUUGUGUCUCCUGCUGGGAGAAUGUGUGGACUCCCAGAGGUAGGGGGUGGGGUGAAGGGACCCUGCGCUCACAGCCCCCUCUUCUCCUGCACUCCAGAAGCAGAAGCCUCUCUAGCCGCUACCUCUACAUCGGCCUCUCAGGAUUCCCGCCUGUCCUGAUGGUGGGGACAUGUCCCUUCUCCCCCGACUCCAUGGCUCUGAAUCCCAGGCUCCCCCUUCCAGUCUGGAGAACUCCCCUCUCUUCCCCUUACAUCUCCCUCUUUCCCGCCUCCUGCCCAUCUGCCCUGAGAAGGUUUUUAACUCUUUCCCAUUUAAAAAAGAAAUCAAAACCACCCCAAGCCCCAGUCUCGCUCCACCUCUGCCCUAUUUCUCCUUGUGCCUGCACAGUCAACCUUCUUGCCAGACUCCUCCUCCGCUUCCACCCCGUGCCGUGGCAUUCAAGCCUAGGCUGUGUUGCAAUCAGCAGAAGUCACCUGCUCCUGAAACCAGUGGAUUAUUUCCACCUAAGUUAGGCCCGAUUCAAAGUUCUCCCUGUGCAAAUAUCAUCGCCUUCCCUUGCCUGUGGUUUUCCACCUCUUGUACUCUGUGAUCCAGCCGGCUUGUACUGUGUGGGCUCCUCCAGGGUGCCACGCACCCUCCUGGCAUAUGCUGUUCCUUUUGCUUGUACUGCUUAUACUCCAUUCCUCCUCCUUCCUCUUUGCUGGGGGUGUCUGCUUAGAUGUCCCUGCCUCAGAGAAGACUUUCCUGAUGCCUACCCGCAGGUUCAGAUAUAAAGAUGAGUGGGGACGUAGCAGAUUCUACAGAUGCUCGAAGUGCUCUCAGCCAGGUGGAGACAGGAAAUGAUCGAAAUGGCUUAGAUUUCAACAGGCAGAUUAAAACUGAGGACCUCAGCGACUCCCUGCAGCAGACUCUCUCUCAUCGACCAUGCCACCUGAGUCAAGGACCUGCCAUGAUGCCCGGAAAUCAAAUGUCUGGGGACAUGGCCUCCCUCCACCCACUCCAGCAGCUCGUGCUGGUUCCCGGACACCUACAGUCUGUUUCCCAGUUCCUGCUAUCUCAGAGCCAGCCUGGGCAACAAGGUCUGCAGCCAAAUCUUCUCCCCUUUCCGCAACAACAGAGCUCGCUCCUCCUCCCGCAGACGGGGCCUGGCCUCACAGCCCAGGCAGUUGGGCGCCCUGGGCUACCAGGAUCUUCUUUAGAACCCCAUCUGGAAGCAUCUCAGCAUCUCCCUGUGCCCAAGCAUCUCCCCAGUGCUGGAGGAGCUGACGAGCCCAGUGACCUAGAGGAGCUGGAGAAGUUUGCCAAGACCUUCAAGCAGAGGCGCAUUAAGCUGGGCUUCACACAGGGAGAUGUGGGUCUGGCCAUGGGAAAGCUGUAUGGUAACGACUUCAGCCAGACAACUAUCUCACGAUUUGAGGCCCUCAAUCUGAGCUUCAAGAACAUGUGCAAGCUCAAGCCGCUGCUGGAGAAGUGGCUGAACGAUGCAGAAUCCUCCCCGUCGGACCCCUCCAUGAGCACCCCCAACUCUUACCCCACCCUCAGCGAGGUGUUCGGGAGGAAGAGGAAGAAGCGGACCAGCAUUGAGACCAACAUCCGUCUGACUCUGGAGAAGAGAUUUCAAGAUAACCCCAAACCCAGCUCUGAGGAGAUCUCCAUGAUUGCAGAGCAGUUGUCCAUGGAGAAGGAGGUGGUGAGGGUCUGGUUCUGCAACCGACGACAAAAGGAGAAGCGAAUCAACUGCCCUGUGGCCACACCCAUCAAAUCACCCAUGUACAGUUCCCGGCUGGUUUCUCCCUCUGGAUCUCUGGGCCCCCUAUCUGUCCCUCCAGUCCACAGCACCAUGUCUGGAACAGUAACGUCAUCCUGUUCCCCUGGGAACAACAGCAGGCCAUCUUCUCCAGGCUCAGGACUCCAGGCCAGCAGCCCCACUGCAUCUCAAAAUAACUCCAAAGCGGCCGUGAACUCCUCCUCCAGUUUUAACUCUUCAGGAUCUUGGUAUCGAUGGAGUCAUCCCACCUACCUCCACUGAGACCAAAAAGUUUCUCCUCUGCCACCUGGCCCUGUAUUCCCCACCAGAAGGAAGGGAAUCAUGCCUUCUCUGUAUGGACAGAUUACUUUCAGGAGAGAGAGUGGAAGAGGACGAACCCAAACUCUUGUCUUCUUCGGACCAAGGGCCUCCAGAGAUCCAAACUGUGAUUGAACCGUGUGCUGACUCCUAGAGCUCUUGAAACGCACAUCCCUCCUAGGACCUGGUCAUUUCUACCUUCCUUGCCUGCGCCCUUCUCUAAAUAUUUCAGACAGUUUCCCUACUGCAGUGGCCUUUGAAAAAGGACUUCUUAUUAUUCUCCAGCUCGUCUCCAGUUCAUUCUGGGCACAGCCAUUCACCUAGUGCCAAACUACCAGAGGGGAGAGAACGGGUUUCGACUCUGAACUUAGCCACAGUCCGAGAACUGAUUCUAGAAUCUGUGAAAAGAUUUGAAUCUGAUGUCUCUACCAAAGCUUUGAUGUUUUUUCUGUUCAGCAAACUUUUCAUUUCCCCCCACUUUCUCUUUAGCCUCGUCCCCUUUUCUAGAACCAAAUCCAUUCAUAAUCGUGUUAUCCAAAUUCCCUCCUCUUUACUCAGUCCCCUGGCACAUUUCCCUGCCCACAGGUGCUCUUCUGUCUGCUUUGUCUGCCCCAGAGUUCAGGAACACUUGUUUCUUCUCUCCUUCCCUGUGUUUCUCCUUCUCUCGCCUGUCUCCUGUUGCAGAAGGAGGAACACGAAAGCAAACACACAACAAUUAUGCUGGCAACAUACCUGUAUAUAGCCCUUUCCUUUUUUUGCAUUAUGUUCUUCUCUCCUUAAUGUGGAAUU